AUGGGAAGCCAAGGGCAGUUUCCACUAACUCAGAAUGUCACGGUUGUUGAAGGUGGAACUGCAAUUUUGACCUGCAGAGUUGAUCAAAAUGAUAACACCUCCCUCCAGUGGUCAAAUCCAGCUCAACAGACUCUGUACUUCGAUGACAAGAAAGCUUUAAGGGACAAUCGGAUCGAGCUGGUUCGCGCUUCUUGGCAUGAGUUGAGCAUCAGUGUCAGUGAUGUGUCUCUCUCGGAUGAAGGACAGUACACCUGCUCCUUAUUUACAAUGCCUGUCAAAACUUCCAAGGCCUAUCUCACUGUCCUGGGUGUUCCAGAGAAGCCUCAGAUUAGUGGAUUUUCAUCACCAGUCAUGGAGGGAGACCUGAUGCAACUGACUUGUAAGACAUCUGGCAGUAAGCCUGCGGCUGAUAUAAGAUGGUUCAAAAAUGACAAAGAAAUCAAAGAUGUGAAGUACUUGAAAGAGGAGGAUGCUAACCGAAAGACCUUCACUGUUAGCAGCACGCUGGAUUUCCGAGUGGACCGCAGUGACGAUGGAGUAGCGGUUAUCUGCAGAGUAGACCACGAGUCCCUCAAUGCCACACCUCAGGUAGCCAUGCAGGUGCUAGAAAUACACUAUACACCAUCAGUUAAGAUUAUACCAUCAACUCCUUUUCCACAAGAAGGACAAGCUUUAACUUUGACCUGUGAAUCUAAAGGAAAACCACUUCCAGAACCUGUUUUGUGGACGAAGGAUGGUGCAGAAUUACCUGAUCCUGAUCGAAUGGUUGUGAGUGGUAGGGAACUCAACAUUCUCUUCCUGAACAAAACGGACAAUGGCACUUAUCGUUGCGAAGCCACUAACACCAUUGGCCAAAGCAGUGCCGAGUAUGUCCUCAUUGUACAUGAUCCCAAUUCUCUUGCUGGCCAGAAUGGCCCUGAUCAUGCUCUCAUAGGAGGAAUCGUGGCUGUUGUUGUAUUUGUUACUCUGUGCUCCAUAUUCCUGCUUGGCCGAUAUCUGGCAAGACAUAAAGGAACAUAUCUAACAAAUGAAGCUAAAGGAGCUGAAGAUGCACCAGAUGCCGACACAGCCAUUAUCAAUGCUGAAGGCAGCCAAGUCAAUGCUGAAGAGAAAAAAGAGUAUUUCAUUUAA
This is a messenger RNA of Apodemus sylvaticus (European woodmouse), 1131 nucleotides long. It is a transcript of the gene Cadm2, whose product is annotated as cell adhesion molecule 2. The transcript is spliced from 9 exons. NCBI's taxonomy places the organism in Eukaryota, Metazoa, Chordata, Mammalia, Rodentia, Muridae. The coding region runs from base 1 to 1131 and encodes 376 amino acids. The record is from RefSeq and is a predicted model, not a curated record.